AUGGCAACCCUAGCCGAGAACCCUGUCGUCCCUCCCUCUUACGACCAAGACAUCGACUCAUUCCUCAACCUCGACCAACUCGGGUACACACCUACAGAGCCGGCCCGAUCGAAAAUCGGCUUGCCAACAUCGCAUCCGGCUCUCCCCAGCUCAGAGUAUGUUUCCAGCGAUACACGAAGUUCAAGCUUCGCCUCCAGUCAAUCACCCGUCGCGUUCCCCGCCCCUAGCCAUCAAUAUGACGAACACAAGCAACAGACCGGCAUCCCUCCUGGAGCUUUGGCCCAGGCUAUUCCCUUUAAUCAAGUGGUUCCGUUUGGCGCUCCAGGCUCGGGUUUCGCUGUGAAUGGGGACAUGUUCCAACCUCAGAUCAAGCGCGAUGAUGCGCCCCUGGAUUUCAACUCCACCCCAACCCGUAACAUCUCAGAGAUGGAUUUGGAGUCUGACAGCAUCAUCGCGACCGUGCCCGGCUUCUAUAUGUCACAACCAAACAACACCCAGUUUGUGGAUCCGAGUGCCCUCGGUGGACAGGAGGUCGUUCCCGCCAUGGGCUCCACACAAGUUGGACGCAUGUACCCUGGAAUGCACCAGCAAGCGGCCAUGGCCAAGGCUGCCCAACAGCAAAGGCAGCAUGACCUCUUCCGUCAACAGCAGCAACAGGGACACCUCCAGCAGCAACCUCAGUCUCAUCACGGACAGGUCCCAAAUGCAACAGUUGAUGAACGAAUUUCACGUCUUUUGCAGCAAAUGAAGUCCGCAUCUGGGUCACCCUCGGAUUCCUCUCCGUCACCGUCUGCCGCUCCUCUUACGAGAUCCAAGAAGGAUGAGCAAGACAUGGAUGAGGAUGAGAGGCUCCUCGCCAGCGAAGAAGGAAAAAAGUUGAGUAGCAAGGAGCGCCGGCAGCUUCGCAACAAGGUUUCAGCCCGUGCUUUCAGAUCUCGAAGGAAAGAAUACAUCGGACAGCUAGAGAACGAAGUUUCCCAGAGGACCAACGAAGCUCAGGAACUGCGCCAACAGAACCGUGCUCUCUGUGACGAAAAUGCUCGUCUCACAGACUUUGUUCGUCAACUCCUGUCGUCCCCCAGCUUUGCGCACUACUUGGAUGAGCAGCCAAACGUCAAUGGCCUUCCUCAAAUGCCACCGCCGCACCUACCGCAGCAGCCGCAACACCCGGCCAUUUCCCAACCCGCGAUGCAGCAAGCACCCCCCGCCAAAGUUGAGACAACUCCCAAUCACAUUCAACAGGGUUACCCAAUGCAGCAGCAAAGCUCUCAGAUGGGAAUGAUGAUGGUUCCGAGCCAGGGCAUCGAUGUUUCCACAAUGAACAUGAACAAUGCUGGCUGGAACUCGGGUAUCGAUUUCAAUCCCUCCGUGUUUGCUGUCCUGGAAGUCCCCCAACCCCCUGCACUAGACGCUGCCGCCCUUUCCGGAAAAUCUUAUAGUCUUGACGGAGUCAGUUUUGCUGGGACUUCUAGUAACAAGGAUACUCCAUCGAUCCCAUGCUCUCCUUGCAUUGAAGGCUCUGGAGAAGAAACAUCCAUGGAUGCUGGGGACGUGAAUGUUGAGGUUGACGGAUCUGACCCUGUCCUUGCACUGUUUGCCGAUCAGCCGAAACAAUCCGUCUCGAAAAUCGCACAAGAACCUCUUUUUGAUGGAAUCGAGUCCGACAAAGCCCCCGCCUUUGAGCUUGUUGUCGAGAAUGACUCUAAGGCCGCCGCCAUUCGACUUGCUCACCUCUGCAGCAGCAUGGAGGAUGCCUUCCAGCGCGUCUCCAACCUGACCGCCCAUCUCCAAUAA
Aspergillus mulundensis is the source of this 1794-nucleotide messenger RNA. Its product is annotated as bZIP transcription factor. The transcript has 2 exons. The coding region runs from base 1 to 1794 and encodes 597 amino acids. The record is from RefSeq and is a predicted model, not a curated record. Gene Ontology annotation, molecular function: DNA-binding transcription factor activity. Lineage: Eukaryota; Fungi; Ascomycota; Eurotiomycetes; Eurotiales; Aspergillaceae. Gene Ontology annotation, biological process: regulation of DNA-templated transcription.